UCGUUGUGUUUUGACCCUCACCAUAUAAAGACAUGGAGAAAAGUAGCAUGUCAGAAUGUGGGGGAAUCUGGGGCUUCGUUGUGUCUUCCUGAGGGCCGGCUGAGAUGGGACAUCUUACUGUGUAUAAAUAAGUAUCAUCAUCAUCAUCAUGUACAGUUUGGGAUUUAUAGCCUGGGAGCUCAAAGUUUUUUCUCACAUUGCAGAAUGAAUUAGGGCACUGUGUGUGAGAGAGAGAGAGAGUGAGUGAGAGAGCGAGAGAGAGAGAAAGAAACAUUGUAACUCAAAGCAACUCAGGGUGCAGCAGCGUUUUCCUCCACGGAUUGAAGUGGGGGAAAUCCUCUUCUUCGUCGUCGCCUGCAUGCAAAUGGAGCCGACCGGGACAGAAUAAGGCUGGGUUAACACACUCAUCUGUAAGCAACACUUGACUUGGCGAGGAGGGGAGCUUUUCCUCGAGCCCGAGGUGCAAGGCAACAUCACUGACAAUUUUCCAGAGCCUCCACAAAGGCUCAUACAGGUGACAAGUGUGUCCAACUUCACUGCAUCGCCUGUAUUGACGCACUCAGAGUGCGUUUUAUCCAGCGGCAGUGCGCUGCAUGAGACCCGCCGCUCUUGUUUUGACGUGACAUUUCGCGUGCGCUGCCGUGCAUAUGUGGCCACAUAUGACGCAUUUGCGCCUUUAGCUGUUUUUCAAAAGCCGGUUUUGGACGCUGGAGUGUUGCGUUUUCGGACAAGUUUCCGUGCUGAUUGGUAUGUUCGUCAUGUCCGCCUGGGUUAACUUGCGCGUUUCUCUGUAGAGUCACACAGAGCCGGGCUCGGUGCAGAAGUUGGUUGGGAAUAAUAAUAACAACAGUGCGGAGCGCAGAGGGAAAAAAGAGGUGACAGCGGCGUUCAGGGGAUGUUGAGCGGCUGAAUUUACUACCAGCAUCAUCAGCAUCUCCGUGUGAGGAUCAAAACUGCGAGGGACUCUUGCUUCUCACUCCUCUUCCUCUGCAUACUUCCAGCUUUUGCAGAAGCCAGCCACUGAAUUUCAGCUUCUGAAACCACAGCUGCGUAAACUUGGCCAGAUCUGGUGACAGUGUCUGUGUGUGUGUGUGUGUGUGUGUGUGUGUGUAGCCUGGAUGGAUAUGCGGCUCACUGAGGGAAUUUGAAAAGCAAGGGGGAUUACUAUCAGUCCCUCUCCUAUUAUAACCUCAAAAUGGAUGCCGACGACAGGCUGUGGAGACGCCACUGGAUUAGCCACUCUUCUGCUGAUCUGCUUGACAUCUGAGCGGCACAAGCGUUCAAAGUUUGGAUAAUCUAAAAGGCUGAAGGUGUAGGAUGCAGUCUGGAGUGAAGACGCUCUCCGCAGGUGGAGGUGCGUCACUGUGCUGCCUGCUGCUCCUGUGGCUCAUCUACUCCCAUCUGCUCAGAGAGGGCCAGUUGGCGGUGGGAACCUGCGAGAUAGUGAUGCUCAACAGAGACAGCAGCAUUCCCAGACGGACCAUUGCUAGGCAGACGGCCCGCUGCGCCUGCCGGAGAGGCCAGAUCGCCGGGACCACCAGGGCGAGGCCGGCAUGUGUAGACGCACGAAUUGUGCGGAGCCGUCAGUGGUGUGAGAUGGCUCCUUGCCUGGAGGGGGAGGUCUGCAGCCUCCUGUUCAACCGAUCUGGCUGGACCUGCACCAGGGGCAGCGGUCGCAUCAAGACUGUCACGCCUUUGCCCAAGGAGCCGUCAUAGGAUGCAGAGGAAUACAGCAAGUUCAUUGACAUCCAUGCUACAAAAGGAACUGAGGCCAAUCACUACACCAGAACAUUGUGUCCAUGUAUCAACGAGGCUCCCAAACUUCACACCAGGCUUGACCUUCAGUAAAAAAACAAAAAAAACCCCCAACCACCCAGAGCUUCUCCAAUCACCACAGUGAAAGACUCUCAGUAGACACUUGUCUGUCUGUCUCAAGUGAGCAGCAUGGUACACCAUUGGCAUAGAAUCUUCACUGCAGCUAAAUUCACGGACACAUCAUAAAACAAAAUCCCUGUGAGGAGCAGUUAUCAACAGGGCAGUGGAAUAUUCACUGAAGUACAUUACCUUUUUUUGUCUUUGUUAUCCAACAUCAGGUCUGCAGGGAACGGCUCCUUGAAGAUUUUUCGUACCUUUGUGGCUUGAUUUAGACUUGUCAGAAGGUCUUUCAAAAGUCAGCCCCUUCAUCUUCUUUACUAUCCCCGCUAUUAAGCCGUCCAGGGUUAUAUUCCAGCCAAGUUUCUUUAAUGACAGCUCGCUGCUAAAGAGUUGUGACUUUACAGAGGUUGAGCCAGGCCGUAUCAUUCAUUGGAUUCUAGCCUUUAACACCUUUCUCUCAUUUGGCUGGGUGAAACUUUACAAGGCUGUAGCCUCCAAAAUCUCUGCAUACACACAGGACGGAAAUUGUGAAAAAGUUUAUCGGCGUGUCACAGAAGAGACGACAGAGAUGAGUUGACUGUCUGUCCUCAGUGAAAGAAGGUGAUGAUGGUGAAAUGUGGACAUUUUGGACGACUUAGCUUAUAACUUAUGUUUUUUAUGUGGUGCCAACAUAGACUAGAAGAGUAGUUUUUGUCAAUGAACCUCACACAUCUUGUAUACACCACUGGGAGCAUUUAGCAGAUGUGGACCCCUGGCUCAUUUUAAUGGUCUAUACUCUUUGUGCGCGUGUGUGUGUGUGUGUGCAUGUUUGCAUCUGUCCCUGUGUGAAUAUAUGUGUGUGUGUAUGCUUGUGUGCCUGUAUGUGAGUGGGUGUGCACAUCCAGAAAUACACUGUGAAAUAAGUCAUAUCCAAUGCAUUAUUCAUACUCUUGUAUAUUUUUGGGACACACCCAGACCAGAGCUCACCAUCUGGCAAAAGAAGCCUUUGCGAUUUUACAGAUGUUGGAUCUCAUUUGAAUCUUCACGGAUGAAUCCUGGGUUUGCCUUUUCUUGUCUUUCUUGUCCUUUCUUUAGUACAUAGAGAUAUUUAUAUUGGGGGGAAUAUUAUUGAAACUGGGGACAAAUCUACACUAUGUCACAUAAGUUAAAUUCUGUAAUUAUGAUUAAUGAAUUAAUGAUGAUUAAAUGUAUUCAGAAUACUUGUCUAAAUUGAUUAUAUUUUGAUAUGAAAUGUUUCGGCCAGCUGGAAGUGCUAUUUGCUGAUUUCAGAUGCUUGAUAUAUUUGAAAUUAUGUGUGUCUAUAUAUAUAUAUAUAUAUAUACAUAUAAAUUAUGUGUAUAAAUAUAUAUAUGUCUGUGUAUAUAUUCAAUUAAUGUAUUUUAUGUUCUGUGGGUCUCAUUCCAAGAGGAGAUAAAGAAAAGAUGGAGCACAAGAGGCAUGCUUCUGAGAGAAGUACAAGAGGUGGACACAAUAACACAAACACCAGUAAGAUAUUUCAAAAACACAGAAUAAAACACAAUCCAAAUACCACAACACAACAACCUACAGUACGGUCUGCAAAAAUGAUUAAUGAUUAAUUAAUUAUAUUGUACAGGUGUUCCUGUUUAUGUGUCUACACCCUGUUUUUUCAUUUCUUUGUAGUAAAAAAUCCUGUACAUCUCCAUCUUAAUGUAUGCAUUUGAGGAUAUAAAGAGAGUGUCCGUUCCCGGGAGCUGCGGAGUGUGUAUUUGGUGUGUGUGUGUGUGUGUGUGUGUGUGUGUGAGUGUUUUCCAGGUCAACAGUGGUCUGUGUAGUGAGAAAAUACCAAUUUACACCUGAUCCCAUACCUUUGAUUUCAUGCUUCCUUUAUUUAUCGUUUCUUUGGUUUGCACUCACAAUAAAUAAAUUGUCCCUUUGAUUUGAGUCACUGUCAAUGGUGGAGCUGCUGCUGCAGCUGCACUCAGCAAGGCAGCACAGUAGGUCUGGACAGAAACAGCAAAUAUCUGGACCUCCUCCACUUGUAAAAUUGUCUAAAAAAUUUUAAGAUUUGACAGUAGGUAGGCAUUUAUACCAGCACAUAUCAUCAUACUAAGUUCUGCAAGUUCUAUCACUGAGCUGCUGAUUCUCAAGCUCUGGUGCACUGUGGUGGAGGAACUAUAUAAGGCCCCAAGCUGAGGGAGUGUCCUUAAAUUGUCAGGACUAUAAAUGUCUUUUGUGGUCCUCAAAUAUCUAUAUAUAAAUAUUUUAUGCCUCCAUUUCGCACUGUCCUUGUUUUAAAAGAGGCUUUGGUUGAAAACUACAAAACUACAGGCCAAUUAUUUCCCAAACACGACACAGCAACAGUAUCUGAGACAAACUGGAACAAUAAAAAAAUUUUCUUGUGAAGACUAAAAUGAAACUGGGUAACAUUUUCUAUGAAGCCCAUGUGUAUGAUGUUUUAUAAUGUAGACUACUGCAUAAUGCUUUAUAACAGCAGCAUUACAUUACAAACUUUGCCAGAGGCCUUCAUGUGAGCGAUUAUCCACAAUGUGGUGUGCGGUGGGGUGUGGGUACCAAAAUAUAACGCACAGUGUGGAGUGCAUUUAUAUUUCAUAACUGCACGGUGUAUCAUAAAUUUUCCCACAAACCAGCACUUAGAAUACACAGUCAGUAUUUUAUUAUUUAUUCUGGGGGACAAUAUGCUCUUUUAGUGGAAAACUUGUAUCGCCACAAUCUUGGUCAACCUUGGAAUAACCUUGGAGUAAUCGUUAUUUUACUACUCCAACAAAUAGAAGAUCGUGUGUAAUAGUGACUGAAACCAGCAGACUUCCUGCUAUAAGUAGUUAUUUAGAAAAGUGAUGAGGGUGCUACUCAUCUGUAGCAAGUUUUUUGGAGAAAAAAAAUCACUGGUAAAAUAGAGACAGUGUUCAAUCGGAACACUUUCUAUUAAUCAAUCCUAGUUAAUUGCUAAACUAGCAUAACCUUGAAUCUUUUACUCAGAGCCCAGCAGGUCAGGUGACCAUGCAAAAAAAUGUAAUAAUAAAGUUUCCAAUAAUACAUGAAUGAUGAAUCAAUUUUUACUUCAGUUUAAAUUGAUCAGCUCCAUUGAUAAACUCCAGGAAACCUUAAAGAAAUCAUUAGGAAAUAUCGGACCUGGAACAUAAAGCGUUACCAUGCUUUCUAUAACCAUUAUUGAUGGAGAGUGUUCUUAUGCUUGCCACAAUGUCUUAAUGACAUAAUAGAAAUAGGUAAUAUUUGCUUUAAGAAAGGUGAAAAUAUAAUACCGCAACAUACAGUAUCAUCAAGAAUAUUUUGUGUUCCAGUUGGCUGUAGAAUCUCUGAGACAUGUGGCUUCUGUGGCUGCUGCCAAGCCAGUAUUCCCACUCAACUCCCACUCAGAGAUGUUCUUUCAACGAGGCCCUGCUGCUACUUCCUUCCAUUUUGAAUGUCUGUCUUGCUGUCUGAGGGUUUUGAAUGUAGGCUGCUGUCAGGAUCAACAAAUGGUGUGAAGGUGGUAUCCUGCCCCCUGCCAUCUAUGGUACAGUACAGUAUGUUCGCUGGAUAUCAGAAAACGCAUACAUUACCAGAAGCAGACAAUAACCUGUCAUGAAGCUGUUAUGGUAAGCUAUAACCACAUUUUGUGUACUCUGAUUGCAGGAAGAACCAUAAUGUUCAUCAGACCUUAUAAUCUCUAAUGCAAAUAAGCUGAUUUAGCAUGAGCAGUUGUGAUACUUGACCUAAUCAUUAUGAUCAUUCUUGUAAUGCCUUAUGACCUUUGGUAGAAAACAUUAUACAUUAUAAAGGCUUAUAGAAAGUCUUAUGAUGCAUUAUACAACGUGUUAGUGUAUACAUGUAUCAGACAUUGUAGAUAUGGGCUUCAUAGAAAGUUUAAACAGAUAAUGACCUCCCUACACAGAUUAUGUUCAUGCGGACUAGUGGAGAGUAUAUGAUUACGAUCACCAAUUGAGAAUGUGUCAGUAAUUGAUGAAUAAAUGUAUGUGCAAAUGUAUUUGAGUUGAGGAUGGACAGACAUUCAGUAAAAGUUGGUGUGGGAACAGAAGAGGGGCUAAAAGUCACCAUGUCUGUGUUUAUUUCUGAGCUACACACCUUCUUAAGUUUUAUCAAGUAGCUUCAGUUUGUGUCACUGUCAAUCCCAGAUAGUAACAACCAGCAUGAAACAUAAUAACACCUGACACUCAACCUGUUCUGGUCUUGCAGGCUGUUUUUCUGUUAUUAAAAAGUUAUUGUGUCUGCACUUGUGGGAUAUCUUUCCCCUCUUCAAUAAAACCUUCAGGUGCAGGAUGGAA
Molecule: messenger RNA, 6140 nt
Organism: Siniperca chuatsi (mandarin fish)
Lineage: Eukaryota; Metazoa; Chordata; Actinopteri; Centrarchiformes; Sinipercidae
Gene: tafa5l
Product: TAFA chemokine like family member 5, like
Exons: 5
Coding region: 1318-1716 (132 amino acids)
Source: RefSeq, a predicted model, not a curated record